AAAGGUCGCUGGUUUAUGGCUCCUCACAUAGCCAGCGGAUCGUGGAGCGCAACAGAUAUUGACGAUCUCACUGGCAGACUACAGAUGCGGACGCGGCUCGAUAUAACGCCACAUCCAAGUCAGGGAACAAACUUCACAUGCAUCCAGAGACUCCAUAGGGAUGCAGACUUGUGGCUCAAAGACGCGACAGGCGAAAGCACCCCCAAAGACGCGGCGGCAGAGGCUUGUAGCGGUGAACGCACUGCGUGGAUGCUGCUCAAUUAUGACGACGAG
Molecule: messenger RNA, 273 nt
Organism: Amoebophrya sp. A25
Lineage: Eukaryota; Dinophyceae; Syndiniales; Amoebophryaceae
Source: the annotation of a GenBank genome assembly